GAUAUCUCUCUAGGUCGAAGUGCCAAAUCACAUAUCUUGGCAACCACGUCACAAGGCUUGCUUCAUAGCCAGCCCAGAAUUAAUCUACCUCUACCUUCCCUGGCGGAGUGCUGUCACGCGGCGCGGCGCGGCACGCGACCUAACCAGCCCAUAAGAGAUGUCAUCGUCAUGGUCGAUGCGGCGGCGGAUGUGGUGCCGGAAGAGGCCGCGUGGGCGUCAUGGAGCAGAGGGGCGGGCUUCCACUGACGAGCCUAUUCGAGAUCUGGAGCUAGAAGAAGAUGAAGAAGUGGAUCAGAUGGGGGUCGUCGGCGGUGACUCGUCGGCCUACCUUGUGGCAUGCAACUCCGACUGGGCUUUCUCUUCCCAGCCCUGCCGCGUGUACAAGAUGGUGGACUCAGGGUCGGACGCUCCCUCGCCGGGGAAGCGCCCGAAUCGGCUUGGCCGUGUGAAGCGCCUCAAGCCGCUUGGCCAUGUGAAGACCACCGUCGCGGCGGGCAAGGUGUUCAUCCCCGUGCGGUCAAGGUCCUGGAUCGUCGGCGUCGGGGGUGAUAAGGCCGACACGGUCAUCUUCGACACCAAGACGGAGGUGGUCAUCCAGGGGCCCAAUCCCAAAUCCGCUAAAUGGUGCCCAGUUCUGACCACCGUGGGGGAUAAGGUUUAUGCCAUGUCUAAGAACCCCUCCUGGAUUUCAGACCCUGAUUUUCCACCCUGGUUCGAGGUACUCGAUCUCUCCAAUGCAUCGGUCGUCGCCACUGACGCCGGCAACGCCCACCUCGAGCUGAAGGGUUGCUCCUGGAAGGAGCUGCCGCAUCCACCAUGCUUCCCGUGGGAGCUCACCCCUUUCAGAUACACGACGAUGCUUCCCCUUGUAAUUACCGUGUCCUAUGUGGUGGUCGGCCUCUACAUAUUGCUAUCCUUCAAUCAACCAGACUGGGGCACAUGGGCAUUUGACACCAGCUCAGACAAGUGGCACAAGGUUGAUGACAAGAGGCUACCCUUUGUUGGCCGUGCCACACACCAUGCUGGCUCUAUCUUCCUUGGCGUGUCGUCUCACAAGAAGAACGGGCCCAUCACUGCGUACCGCAUCCAUGUUGAAAAGGACCAUGCUCAUCUUAAGUUAUCCAUCACCGUGCUGCCGGUAAAAUAUUUGGAAGAUGAAGUUGUUGAUGAUGCAGGGUCCUGCUUCUCUUCCUUGGACAGUGCACACUUUUGCUCAGUGAGUCCUUCAGUUGACAGCCACGGCUACACUCAUGAACCCCAAUACAGCGGCUUGAAUGUAAUCUUGAAGACCUAUCAAAUAGAGGACCCUUCACUCCUAGAGACUUCAGAGGAAACAGUCAAGUGGAUUGCAAUCUCCAACCAAUCGAAGCAGGUCUUAAAGAUUUCCAGUUCAAACCAUGGGUUCACUCCCUUGGCCUUCGCUCUUUUAUCCGUUUAAGCAAGUCACAUUACACCUUGUAACCUUUUUUCACUGUAUAAGUUUCUUAAGAUCCAGUUUGACAUAGAAACAGCCCUUAAUGAUUAUGCUUUUAAAAAUUGCACAUUUCCGCCUUUAUUUUAAUGUUGUAAUCAGGGCCUAUUCCUUAUCUUAGAUGCUAGAGAUUUGCCAUGUAGGUGCUUGUCAGAAGGCUGAAAACUUAUUGCAGUGAGUGUCAUGUUAAGCUACGUGUAGGUAUGCUGAUGAUAUGUACUUGUGUUGCUACCUAUAAUGGAUAAUAGGGAAA
Molecule: messenger RNA, 1724 nt
Organism: Lolium perenne
Lineage: Eukaryota; Viridiplantae; Streptophyta; Magnoliopsida; Poales; Poaceae
Molecular function (GO): protein binding
Source: RefSeq, a predicted model, not a curated record